Rhodamnia argentea is the source of this 2387-nucleotide messenger RNA. RefSeq names its product probable histone-arginine methyltransferase 1.3. Lineage: Eukaryota; Viridiplantae; Streptophyta; Magnoliopsida; Myrtales; Myrtaceae. Gene Ontology annotation, molecular function: protein-arginine N-methyltransferase activity. Gene Ontology annotation, biological process: peptidyl-arginine methylation. The coding region runs from base 201 to 1832 and encodes 543 amino acids. The transcript has 15 exons. The record is from RefSeq and is a predicted model, not a curated record.
UCGCAACUUGGCAGCUACCUUUCGCUUCUCUCUCUCUCUCUCUCAUCUUGACCAUAAAACCCUAAUUCCUUUCACGUGCUCUUCCCCCCUUCUCUCUCUUUCUCUCCACAGUUGCACCGUCGUCACGCGAUCUGUACACCGGCGAAGGCGACUCUGCGUACGCGCGCGGCUCGCUCGCCUGAGCUCGGACCAGCUCAGUGAUGGAGGCUCCGUCGGGUCAAAGGCAGAGGCGCCUCGAGUUCGGCCUUGUUUCCGUCUCCGACCUCCCUCCUCCUGCUGCUUCCACCUCUUCGGCGGACUCGGCUCCGUCCUCGCCUGCCGUGGCUCGGUUUGGCGGCGGCGAUUCCGGCGUCGCCGAGCUUCGGUUUUACCGAGACAAUGGAGCGAGCGAUGUUGGCGGCGUUGAGCUCGCGGACGCUCAGAUUUUUAAGCUGGGCCCAGUUCAGUCAAUUUGCAUGUCCGAAGGCUCUGAAACCAAUAAAGAGAAGUCAUAUUCAAAAGGGUUUAAUAUUCAUUUUAAAACGGAAGAGGAGAGCGAGGCCUUCCACUGUACGUUUGAGCAAUUGAAGAAGGAAGGCAGUAUUAAAGGGACACGCUUACCAAAUGGAGUUCUUUCAACUUCUAAAUGCAAAUUUGAUGACAAGAUAGAGGCGUCUUCUGCCAAAAUGUAUUUUCAUUAUUAUGGACAGCUUCUGCAUCAGCAAAAUAUGCUACAGGAUUAUGUGAGGACAGGAACCUAUUAUGCUGCUGUCAUCGAGAACCGUGCAGAUUUCACUGGUCGAGUGGUUGUUGAUGUUGGCGCUGGUAGUGGUAUCCUGUCAUUAUUUGCUGCUCAGGCUGGGGCAAAACAUGUUUAUGCUGUGGAAGCAUCUGAAAUGGCUGAAUAUGCUCGCAAGCUUGUUGCUGGAAACCCGUCGCUCAGCCAGCGAAUUACGGUGAUUAAAGGCAAAGUUGAAGAAGUUGAAUUGCCGGAGAAAGCUGACAUUCUGAUUUCUGAGCCAAUGGGCACUUUGUUGGUAAACGAAAGAAUGCUGGAAUCUUACGUAAUUGCUAGAGACCGAUUUCUAGUUCCUGAUGGAAAGAUGUUUCCCACUGUUGGAAGGAUACACAUGGCCCCUUUCAGCGAUGAGUACUUGUUUGUUGAAAUUGCAAAUAAGGCUCUCUUUUGGCAACAACAGAGCUAUUAUGAUGUCAACUUGACACCCUUGUACGGAACUGCGUUUCAAGGCUACUUCUCUCAGCCUGUUGUAGAUGCCUUUGAUCCAAGGUUGUUGGUGGCUCCCCCAAUAUUUCAUGUAAUAGAUUUUACGAAAGUGAAGGAAGAAGAUUUAUAUGAGAUUGAUGUUCCAUUGAGAUUUAUAGCAGCUGUUGGUACCAGAGUGCAUGGGUUGGCCUGCUGGUUUGAUGUGCUAUUCAAUGGGAGUACUGUGCCAAGGUGGUUGACAACUGCUCCUGGAUCUCCAACAACUCAUUGGUACCAACUGCGCUGUGUUCUUUCUCAACCCCUCUAUGUCAUGGCUGGACAAGAGAUCACUGGUCGACUUCACCUGGUCGCACACAAAUCCCAGAGUUACACCAUAUAUUUGACAUUGUCAACUAAGAUGUGGGGCCCUGGGGCUGAACAAGGAGGAAUACUUCAAACAUCGUCUGGCAAACUUGAUUUAAAGGAACCUUACUAUAGAAUGUCUCAGCCCCAAGCUUACACGAUAGCACAAGAUCAGCAACCACAUCAGCUGCUUCAAUCACAGGAAUUAAACGUCCAAACACAGGACAUAGAAGAAACCGAUCUAUUGGAGCAACCAGCACAAAAUUCGGGUGCUCAUUUCAGUUAACAGCACCUUGUCUUCUAGGUGAUGAAUUGCACAUCAUGCGGUUAAGUUGGGCACUAUCGGUUUCUUCCAAUUUGCUAGCAGGGCAUUAGGCGUCCAUUCUUGAGAUUGCCGAAUAGCCCUAUGGCUGCCUUUGCCGGUCUUUUCCUCUUCCGGUUCAUUUGUAUUCCCCCCUAAGCCAUCCCAUGUGCCAAUUCCUUGUAAAUUCUGUGCAAUUCAUUUCACCGCCAGUGUGGUUGUGCUAUGUAAACGUGCGCAACUUCUACUGUGAUUCACUUAGCCAAUCGAUAAUAAACUUGGUUCAGUUAUGCUCGAAAUGGUUCGUAUUUAUUGCAAGUUCCAAGUAUUUUGCAUGGGUUUCAGUUGUGCUUGUUGAGAACAUUCUGUCGAGCUAUUUUGCAGAUUGUUGCUUCAUUCAGGUGACAAGUCCAUCUGCCUUUUUGUCUUUCAUAUAAAUAUAUAUUUACGUCAAGUGACAGGUCAGUAUGUUGCUCACGUAAUUUGGCAAGACCUAAUACAAAUCCUAUUUGUUUGCUGGUCGUGUUGGGUUGGUUGCAU